UGUCACUGUUGACGAAAGGAAACAAUGCACGCCCCCUUUGCCCCUGGCACUUGGAAGGCUGCCGCUGUUCCGUCAAGCUCUGCGAGCGCGACGGGCAGUCCGGCGGACGAAGGGGACGACGAGUAUGAGUAUGGGGAGGAGGAGGAAGACGGUACAGGAGAGUCGUUGACUAAGCAGUUGGCAGAUACUGCGGUCGGGGUGAGGGAGAUGAGCAAGCAACUUGGCAGAGUCCGAGUCAGGAGCAACAUACAGAACGUACUGAUUGUCACUAAGGCGAGGGACAAUAAUCUUGUCAAGCUUACACGACAGCUGGCACUAUACCUUAUGCUGAAGCCACGGGAGAAUAUUCGCGGCCUUACAGUAUACGUCGACUCGCAGUUGCGCGACUCCCGCCGAUUUGAUGCUGCCGGCAUAGAGCGUGACCACCCCGAGCUAUUUGCCCCUGUCCAGCGCCGUCGGUCUUCCAGCGCAACUUCUCUUGUUUCUCUCUCGGACGGCAGCCAUUCACCGCGGUCCUCCGUUAUGGCCGGGAGUUCCGCCAGCGAUAAGCGCAAAGACAAGGAUGAAGGACAGCUGCGGUACUGGACAAGUGACAUGUGCACACGCUCGCCCCGCCUCUUCGACUUCGUCAUUACUCUCGGAGGAGACGGCACCGUGCUGUUCACUUCCUGGUUGUUUCAACGCAUCGUCCCCCCCGUGCUCCCAUUCGCCCUCGGCUCUCUAGGAUUCCUGACAAACUUCGACUUUGCAGAGCACGAGCAAGUGAUGGACUCGGUGAUCGAUUCGGGUAUCCGAGUGAACCUCCGCAUGCGGUUUACGUGCACUGUAUACAGAGCGAUCCACCGGGAUCCCUCUGCCUGUCAGCAACCCCAACGGGCGAUGAAGCGCGGCUCGACGGGAGAAAUCAUCAUGAAGUACAAUGAAGCGGAGGCGUGGCAGGCCCUUGAAGCUGGCUUUUCUGCGCAGCACCCGCCGCUCGGAGGCGGGCAGGGAAAGGACAAGGAGAUCACGUGUCUUGCUACCAGGCCGGUGGAGACGUUUGAGAUACUCAACGAUUUGGUGGUGGAUAGAGGUCCGAGCCCGUAUAUGAGCAUGCUGGAGCUGUUUGCGGACGACCACCAUCUCACUACCGUACAAGCUGACGGGCUAGUGAUCGCCACACCAACAGGCUCGACCGCCUACUCUCUCUCAGCAGGCGGCUCCCUCGUCCAUCCUGAGAUUCCCGCGUUGCUCAUCUCGCCUAUUUGCCCCCAUACGCUCAGUUUCCGGCCUAUGCUUCUUCCGGAUAGUAUGGAGUUGAGGAUAUGCGUGCCGUAUAACUCGAGGAGCACCGCCUGGGCGAGCUUUGACGGCCGGGGCAGGGUGGAGUUGAAGCAGGGCGACCAUAUCAAAGUGACCGCCUCCCGUUUCCCCUUCCCAACCGUGUGCGCAGACAAGCAGUCAACAGACUGGUUCCACGCCAUUUCCCGCACGCUAAAAUGGAACGAGCGCGAGCGGCAAAAGUCUUUUGUCGUAGUGGAGGAAGCGCUCGGCCCGCAGACGGGAAAGCGCUCAGGCCCAGCGAAAGAGAACGGGCAGACGACAAGACUGCACUUACAUGCUUCUUCUGUUGCUGUCCCGCGUACUGCUGUCGUUCAAGAGAAAGACGAGGAAGAAGACGAUGGCAAGUUCGACAUUGACGAUUCCUCUGGUGACAAGCAACCCGAGCCUGCAGCCUCGCCUUCCCCCAGCUCUGUACCGCAAACACCUAAGACGCCGGUUGAGCAGGAAGCGCUCACACUCACGGACGUUGGCCUGCCGGACGACUUCCCGCAUUCCAAGAGCGGGAUCCAGACGCCUGGCAGGUACGCAGGCCCAGCCGGGCCAGCCAGUCAUCCACCCAGGAGCGUGUUGCUGCAGCAGAGAGUGCAUGGGCUUUCUCCUGGCCGGCAGCGCGAGCGGGAGGCGGUACAUCAGCAGAUGGACAACAUGCGUACUCCGCGACCAGAAGACAAGUUUGUCAUUGGGACUGGAGGCGCUGCGGGAGGGGCGGUCCCUACUCCCCCUCUACCGGUACACGGACCGAUCGUACCAAUAAGCGCCAUGAGGCCGACGGUAUCGAUGGUCCCCGCGGGGAAGAGGAAUGUGAGGCGGGAAAGAGAGAGGGAAAGGGAGAGGGAGAGAGAGCAUUCUGCAGGGAGGAGGGCGUUCGCGGUGUAUGGACAGGACGAGAGCGAUUCUGGAACGAGUGGAAGCGAGGAUUGUUAGUCGCCGACUCGGGCCGAGGCUGGUGAUACAUUCCUGCUCGUGGUGCGACAUAGGAUGGAAGCCCAUCUCUUAAUAAGCCGGAUGGAAGAUUUGGCCCCAACUUUGGAUUUGUGAAAAUUGCGUAACGACAUAGAGUGUAUUAUCAG
Molecule: messenger RNA, 2393 nt
Organism: Dacryopinax primogenitus
Lineage: Eukaryota; Fungi; Basidiomycota; Dacrymycetes; Dacrymycetales; Dacrymycetaceae
Product: ATP-NAD kinase
Exons: 5
Coding region: 25-2247 (740 amino acids)
Biological process (GO): NADP+ biosynthetic process; NAD+ metabolic process
Molecular function (GO): NAD+ kinase activity
Source: RefSeq, a predicted model, not a curated record